This is a messenger RNA of Helobdella robusta, 873 nucleotides long. RefSeq lists its product as hypothetical. The record is from RefSeq and is a predicted model, not a curated record. The transcript is spliced from 4 exons. The coding region runs from base 1 to 873 and encodes 290 amino acids. Lineage: Eukaryota; Metazoa; Annelida; Clitellata; Rhynchobdellida; Glossiphoniidae.
AUGUCGCGAGCGGUUUGCAUUAACGAGUUAUUGUGUUAUUUAUUUAAUAAUUCUGACAAAAUUGACGAUGCGGAAUUCAUUUACGAAAUAAUGGAUUUCUACAAUUGUGAAGAUAUUAGAAUAGCAAAAAAAAUACUUACCAGCGAUCUAGAUGCGUUAAAUCUAGAAAAAGAUGAUAAAAUAAAGCCAAACAGUUCUGGAAACUCUAAAAAGGACAAGGUUAGUGAUUUAAUACUAACAAUAAAAACAAUUCUGAGCAACAAAAUUGAAAGCAAAUUGCCUCAGUAUGCUGCUCUCAACCUUUUUAAAAUUCCAAGCUCAAAAAAAGCUAAAUUUGAGUCUAUUCUUGACGAAAAGUUAAAAAAAUUAGAAGAACUAUUUAUUGAAGAAAGAAACAUCUUCCGAGAAAUAGUAAAUGAUGCGGCUAUUAACAAUAGCCCAAAAACAAGCGCUGCAUUCAGAGUUUGUAUUUAUGAAACAAACUCAGCUGAGUUCAUGAAUGCAGAAAACUGGCCAGACCAAAUCAUCGUCCGCGAAUGGUGUUUCAACGAUCCGUCGGCAAAUGUUGUCAAUGACCUAAAAAGCAAACGAGGCGGAGGUGUUGGUGUGUUCAUAAAGCAUGACAUCAAAUAUGUUGUAAAUGAUAACAGUGCAUUUGAUGAUGAAAAUGUCGACGUUCUCUGUGUGGACAUUGAAUCGGGGCAUGCUUCACCUAGGGCCAGAAUUAAAGUACUCUGCAUGAGUUUGAAACACACCGGCCCAGGAAUAUGGGAGACGAUUCCACAAGAAAUUAAAGAUUGUAACACUUUGCAUCUUUUUAAAAAUAAACUGAAAAAUUUUUUAAUUACGAAAAGUUCUGUUUUUCAAGGAUAA